Quercus lobata is the source of this 1100-nucleotide messenger RNA. RefSeq lists its product as uncharacterized. Lineage: Eukaryota; Viridiplantae; Streptophyta; Magnoliopsida; Fagales; Fagaceae. The transcript has a single exon. The record is from RefSeq and is a predicted model, not a curated record. The coding region runs from base 391 to 912 and encodes 173 amino acids.
AGUCUGUACGGUCGUUUGGACCGAACGUUUGAUAGGAUUUCUGAGAUUGAAAUUCCUUUUAAUUUUUCUACUGCGUGUAUCCAAUUCCAAUUAGUGGGUUCCUGCAAUGGCUUAUUGUGUCUCGCUAAUUUGAGUAUCUCCACUACCACUUUUGCUAAUGCUUUAUAUUUGUGGAACCCCAGCAUUAGAAAAUUCAAGAAAUUGCCUCCUACUUGCUUAGGAAAGUUAAACAAAGUUACACUCGGAUUCGCUUAUUGUUCCGAUAAUAAUGACUAUAAGGUUGUAAGGACUUCACGUAGUUCUUCGCGUUUGUCUACGUCUGAGAUUGAGCUGUACACGUUGAGUUCGGAUUCAUGGAGAAGCGUUGAAAUUUCUUCGACAACAGAUGUAAUGUUCUGUAGAAAUUUUCUUUCUCCAAUUCCGUUGAUUAAUGGAGCUUUACACUGGGUGGCAUCUAUUAAAGAAGAGAAUUGCAUGGCAGAAACAAAUAUUAUGGCAUUUGAUGUCAAUAGUGAGAAAUUCAUCAGAAAGCUAGCACUGCCUGAUGGUACUACCUUUCUACACCUUCGAAGAUAUCUUACAUCAUUCAGAGGGAAAUUGACUUUCAUUGAACAAUCUUUUUGCCAAUACUCCAUAUGGGUGAUGAGGGACUAUGGUGUGGUUGAGUCUUGGAAUAAACUUUUUGUUCUACCAUUUAAAAAUGAAUAUUGUUGGAUUUCCUUGACUGAUUAUGGUUCGCUUAUGGUUUGCUACAGAAAUGAUCCAGUAAAGAGGCUGGGAUUUAAGUUUGCUUUAAUUGACACUGAAACUCUACAAGAGAAGAAGGAUCCUGAUAUCCAACAUCCUUCAUAUGUAGCCAUUUUCAUGGAGAGCCUUGUUUUACUUGAUGGAACAAACGUGGAAUCUUACUAACCGGUUCAUGGUGAGCAUAUAAGAUGGAAGACAAUUAUGGUAUGGAUGAAGUGAAACCCUUGUUUAUUCCUUUUCCUUUAGUAGUAGGCAUGAUAGUUAGGUAGAAUUGCUAAAGCUUGAUUUUUAUUCCGUGUUAACAUCAUCCUUUUGUGGCUAUUAUAAAUUAGUAUUUGAUAUUUGUAUGUGAA